Messenger RNA from Hemicordylus capensis (graceful crag lizard), 6561 nucleotides. It is a transcript of the gene SASH1, whose product is annotated as SAM and SH3 domain containing 1. The record is from RefSeq and is a predicted model, not a curated record. The coding region runs from base 344 to 4459 and encodes 1371 amino acids. Gene Ontology annotation, molecular function: protein binding. NCBI's taxonomy places the organism in Eukaryota, Metazoa, Chordata, Lepidosauria, Squamata, Cordylidae. The transcript is spliced from 20 exons.
GGGUUUUCAUCAAAAGCGACCGCGGCUCCCCCGAGCUCCCCCGCGGGUCGGGCCAGUGGUUGCGACCCGCCUUGCUUGCCACCCUGUUGCUCACCGCUGGGAGCAGGCAAAGUUUGUGUGGGGCAUGGCAGUUCCUGGACGCUCCAGAAGCUGAGCCCGGGACAAGUAGAAGGAAGAAGCUGGUCGCCGAGGGAGGGCGGCAUGGUGGAGGGGCUGGGAAGUGGGACUGGUUGCGAGGGCUGAGCUGUUGGCGAGGCGUGAGGGCUUAAGGAAGGGUCGCUUUGGGGCAGAGGCUCGGUCCUGUGGCGAGUCUGUGCAUCGAGGUCUGUUGGCUGAGGCCACUAUGGAGGAGGAACAAGCUGCCGGUGUGGAUCCGCAGGCGGACAGCAACAUGUCCGAGAGUUUCUCCAGGCUCUGGACGGAUGUCAUGGGGAUACUGGAUGGGUCAUUGGGCAACAUUGAUGACUUGGCUCAGCAGUAUGCAGAUUAUUAUAAUACCUGCUUUACUGAUGUAUGUGAGAGGAUGGAAGAACUGCGCAAACGAAGAGUUUCCCAAGAUCUUGAUGUGGAGAAACCCGAUGCCAGCUCCACAUCCCUACAGCUGCGAUCCCAGAUUGAAGAAUCUCUUGGCUUCAGCAGUGUGGUAUCAACCCCAGAAACAGAAAGAAAGCACCCCCUUCAUAAAUCAAGUUCUGAAGAAAGCUAUGUAGGUAAAGCAGACUGGAAAAAGAAGAACAGAUAUUUCUGGCAAAAUUUUCGAAAGAAUCAAAAAGGACUAAUGAGGCAGUCUUCGAAAGGGGAGGAUGUUGGUUAUGUGGCCAGUGAGAUCACAAUGAGUGACGAGGAGCGGAUUCAGCUCAUGAUGAUGGUCAAGGAGAAGAUGAUCACUAUUGAGGAAGCACUUGCAAGGCUUAAGGAAUAUGAGGCCCAACAUCGGCAUUCAGGUAGCAUAGAUUCAUCUGAUUGGCCUGAUGGUUCUUACCCAACAUUUGAUGGUUCCUCCAAUUGUAAUUCAAGAGAGCAAUCUGAUGAUGAAUCCGAAGAAUCAGUGAAGUUUAAGAGAUUGCAUAAGCUGGUCAAUUCAACUCGCAGAGUGAGGAAGAAAUUAAUUCGAGUGGAAGAAGUUAAAAAACCCAGCACUGAAGGUGUGGAUGAGCAUUCACUUGAUAACUCUCCCAUUAUACCAGAUGACAGAUCAGCACUUUACACCGGAGUUCACAAGAAGCAGCUCCAUUCAGAUAGCUCUUCUGAGAGGCAGCCAGAUGAUGACUCUGACUCACUCACCACAUCUCCUUCAUCCAGCAGCCUAGACACUUGGGGUACUAACAGGAAGUUGCUCAAAACCUUUAGCAAAUCUGAUAGUCGUGGCCUUAUUAAGCCCCCAAAGAAACUUGGGACAUUCUUCUCCUACCCAGAAGAAGAGAAGACUCCAAAAGUUUGCCGCUCCUUGACAGAUGGAGAGAUGAAAAAGAAUCUUGGCUCUUUGAGCCACGGGGUAAGUAAAGAAAGUGUUUGCAUUUAUGACAACAGGCGCAAGCAUCAUGUCCUGGUAUCCCUGGAGGAAAUUCAGAGUGUCAGGAAGCAGAUCCGACUGAAAAAAGCAGAUUCUAACUACUCAUGUUCAAGAGCUUUUCUCUGCCAGCGGCCUGCUAGGAAAAGCGUAUCCCCUUCAAUCUGUGACCUACAGUUGCUUCGUCACAAAGCCAAGGGGGGAGGAGGAGGAGGAGGCGGCGGCAGCUUCCCAAACAGAAGGCUUCGAGGGCGCAGCUCAGUCAGUGAAUUCAAUAUCACAUAUGUGGUGGAGAGAAGCCUGUACAGUCACCUCAACCUGUCACAUCUGGUGCGGCCCGUUACUGACAGGACCCUGAGCAAGGCUGAAGAGCAGGAUUUGAGGCGAUGCCUGCUGGAGGAGGAGGAGGAAGCAAAGAGGAAGUGGGCUGCCACAGUGGACCGCUGUACCAAAAGGGUUCUCUUGAGAAUCCACCAAAAGUCUCGGACCUGCAGCUUUGGUGGCUUUGACUUGACAAAUCGCUCCUUGCACAUUGGAAACAAUUUGGAUCAGAUGGGCAAAGAUGGUGAUUUUGUUUACAAAGAGGUGAUCAAAUCCCCCUCUACUUCCCGCAUAUCCCUUGGCAAAAAGGUGAGAUCUGUAAAAGAAACCAUGAAGAAAAGGAUGUCAAAAAAAUACAGCAGCUCUUUGUCAGAACAGGAUUCAAACCUGGAUGUAAUGCCAGAAUCUCCCCAGUCACCACAAACAGAUACUGAUUCUCUAGAUAAACCCAAGCUGAAAGCCGGUGGCUCAGUAGAAAGUUUGCGGAGCUCCCUAAGUGGUCAGAGUUCAAUGAGUGGACAGACAGUAAGCACUACAGAUUCCUCAGCCAGCAACAGAGAAAGUGUCAAGUCUGAAGAUGGUGAUGAUGAAGAACUUCCCUACAGAGGACCUUUUUGUGGCCGAGCCAGAGUUCAUACUGACUUUACACCCAGCCCUUAUGAUACGGAUUCCCUCAAACUCAAGAAGGGGGAUAUCAUUGAUAUAAUCAGCAAGCCUCCAAUGGGUACCUGGAUGGGCCUAUUGAACAACAAAGUGGGUACCUUCAAGUUCAUCUAUGUGGAUGUGUUAAAUGAAGAGGAAGAGAAGCCCAAAAGACCCACAAGGAGGCGACGGAAAGGAAGACCACCUCAGCCCAAAUCUGUUGAGGAUCUCCUGGACCGCAUCAAUUUAAAGGAGCACAUGCCCACUUUUUUGUUCAAUGGCUAUGAAGACUUAGACACCUUCAAGCUUCUAGAGGAAGAAGAUUUGGAUGAGCUCAACAUUCGGGACCCUGAGCACAGAGCUGUUCUCUUGACAGCAGUAGAAUUGCUACAGGAAUAUGACAGUAAUAGUGACCAGUCAGGCUCUCAGGAAAAGCUCCUCAUAGACGGUCAGGGUCUAAGUGGAUGCUCUCCCCGGGAUUCAGGUUGCUAUGAGAGCAGUGAAAACCUGGAGAAUGCUAAGAUCCGAAAGCCUGGUCUACCCUCAAAAUUAAUGAGUGAAUACACUUUUAAGGAUUUCCACAGGAAUCCACUAGUGAAUUAUCCAACUCAGCCCUCAACUAAAUCAAUAGAUGCCUUUCAGCAAGGAGAGAAGACGCAGCUCAGCUGCAUCCAUCAUGUUUCAAAAAGCUGCCUCAAAACCCCAGUAAUCAUGGGCCUCAAGAAGAACCGCAGAAGUUUACCAGUUGGCAUCUGUCGGAGCUAUGAGACUCUGGAAGGCACCCAGAGAGCACACUUGUGGCCAAGAUCUCAUUCUCUUGGUAACCUUAAUGGAGAACCUGGCACUGAAAAGAAGCUGGAUGCUCUCCCUCAAGGUAUGCUGGAUGUGAGAAAAAAGCCAAUUGGUUCAGAUGCUGGUGGGAAAGUGACAGAACUGUUGAUGGCUAAGCAGAAUAAAGAGGUGAAGGGAAAAGCAAAAGAACUGCACUUCUCUGCAGCCAUCCCUUCCAGAGGAACGCUUCCUCUCUUUCUGCCUCAGAAUUGUGAGAUUCGCUCAACUUCUCUUUCACGUGGUGCAACAUGGACAUCUCUUGAAAACUAUAAAAAGGGCAGUCAUGAACUUGGAAGGACUGAUUGUUCUUCAGUCUCAAAGGAGGCUAUAGAAGCUGAUCAAAAGGGCAUAGGUGAGGCAAGAACACAGUCAAAAAUUUCUUCACAGCCACCACCAGUCCCUGCCAAGAAAAGCAGAGAACGUCUUUCUAAUGGACACUGUCAUCCCCCAACAGCGCUUUCUAGUCCAGAUGUGCCAUCUUUGCCAGCAAAAAGGACUAUCCCAUCUGGCCCCUUGGAUUCCCAUGUAUUGACUGUGUGUAGAUCAUCCCAUGAACAGGAACCCAGCAGUACUUUGAGCAUACGGCCUCCUUGGCUGUCAGAUCUCCCAGAGGCUGCUAGCGUCCAGCAACAUGUAUUAAAACUAGACCCUUCUUCAACAAGAAAAAUCUCGUGUAAUAGAGGGCUGGACCUGGAAAUGUUGACAGAAAACAAGCUACAGGCUGAAAAUAUUGAUCUCACAGAAGACCCAUAUUCUGACAAGCAUGGUCGCUGUGGGCUUCCUGAAGCUUUGGUGCAGAGAUACUCUGAAGACUUGGAACAGCCUGAAAAAGAUGUUGCUAGCAUCAUGGACCAGAUCCGUGUGAAGCAGUUGAGGAAGCAGCACCGUAUGGCAAUUCCAAGUGGAGGCCUCACUGAAAUGUGCCGAAAACCUGUGUCCCCCGGACAUAUAACUUCCAUAACCGACUGGCUAGUUUCCAUUGGCCUCCCAAUGUACUCAAACUCCCUCAUGGCUGCAGGAAUUGAUGAGCUAAGCAAAGUGCCUUCUCUCACACAAGCUUGUCUUCAUGAGGCUGGCAUCACAGAGGAAAGGCACAUAAGCAAACUUCUGGCAGGAGCAAGACUUUUCAAAACCCUCAAUCCAGAAACCAUUUAACAUGCUCUGAAAUGUAGCAUUUGCUUGCUGGAGAACUUGCAGUUCCUUCUGUGUCAAUUAUAUCUUUAAUUUUUCCAGAAAACCAAGGGGGACCAAAGAAAAGCCCUUCAGAAGGCUCUGAGAUCUGUGUUUUUCAUCCCUACAGAACAACAGGAGCAGCAGUCAGCUGAGGGGGGAAUGAUAUUCCUUGAUUUCACUUCAAAGAAAAGACACAAGGAAUUUAUUUUCGUUACUAAGGAUUCUGAGGGUAUGUUGGGUCCCUGUGUAAUUGUCUGUGUCCAUUACAAAAAAGGGAUCUUUCUACUUGCUGCAAGAUAGUAACAAACAAACAAAAAACAAACCCUACAUCGAUUUCAUGCCCCAGGAACUGGGAUAAGGUGGCAAAGGGAGUAAAGUUGGGUCUCCAGGUGCUCUAGGUCUGCUUCUUGGUUAAGGUGCAGCUCAUUGACCAAGCAUGGAUCUAUAAUCCUAACCACAGACAUAAAUAAGCACAUCCCAUGGGGGAAGGGACAUUUAUUUAAGUUAUGUUAAGGAUUAAGUUCUUUAAUAGAGGAUAUCUGCUUAUCCAUUUUAUUCUAGCAAUCACUAGUAUAAAAAAGCUCACCAUCCUUUUGGUGUAGUUUUACAGGCUGCUGAGCUUCUAGGUAGGCCAAAGUUCUGGACAGGAUUUAGCUGAUCUUCCUUCUGUGUCAGUGCAGCUUAUCAGACAAAUUCAGCAAACUUCUUAUCUGUAUAGAAUUAAAGUCAUUUUUGUAACUACUUUUUUUGCACUCAGCUUUUUAUUUGCCUUAAAACAUGCUUUUUAGUUUAAUUACUUAUAUUCUUCUCUUCCCAGAUCUUGUUUUGUUGCCAUUACUAUUUGGCACCUGACAGAUUUUUGUCUAAUACAAUUUCUGUAGACUGACUCACUGUAACAUUAUCUUGUACAGAGGCUUUUUCUUUUAUUUUCCAUUUCAAAAUUGCAGAAUUCUGUUCUCAGGCUAACAAUUGUUUAUGGCAGCCUACGUUUGCUGAUAUUACUAAAAGGCUAAAAGUUAUUUAGCCAUGUGUGCGUGCGUGCGUGUGUGUGUGUAUUAAAAAAAUUAUAAAAAUGUGUUCAUGUUAAUCAAAAUUUGAUGUACUGUGUUCUAUCGUCAAUUGCUAUGCUGCAGCUUUGACUUGGUAUCCUGACCAUAUCAAUGGAAAACAUUGGUUUCUUUAAAAGAAAAUAAAAAGGUUGCCCAGGGGAAUUAAACUGAACUGAAUAAGCAAACUGUGUGUCUCACACAGUACCAGAACAAAAACUAUAUUCCAUUUUAUUGAUGGAGGGAAAAUUUAAGCAGUCAUUGAAACUCAAUAUACGAUCCCCCUUAUUGAAUGCUGAAAUUAGAAUUAAAACCAACACGUUCUGGGCUGCUGGAGCAGCCUGUACUUUCUCUGUACUAUUAUGUUCUCUCAUUUUCUAAAACUGUUAAAAAAUACAGUGUAAAAUCUCCUGCUCGUGUGUGAAUAUAGAUAAAGUUUAUUUUUGUACAUGACCAGACCUUUUGUAUACCAAAUAUGCUCAGCUUUAGUCAUAAGAUAUAAGUAUUCUAUAAUGUCCAUAAACAAGCUAGAUUACUUCUCAUUUACAAUAGUAGAAGCUUCUCAGGAUAUAUGACAGGCAAGGAGAGGUAAUUAAUUCUGUGUGGGAUUGAGAACUCAGAUAUCUAGUUCCAACCUGCUAUGAAAUUUUAAGCAAGACACAUCUCCUCUCUGUGCCUCCUGUGCUCUAUAAAGAAGUUGUAUAAACCUCUCCCACUUUAAAGUGCAUUCAACUUGUGCAACAAAAUGUUAAAGGCCCAAACAACUGUAGUUGCUGCCCCAAACUGGUUUUGACUUGAAUGCCUUUAGGCUUCAUGUUUCAUCACUGCCUUUGAAAUAAUUUAUUAAAACUGAAAGCAAGGACGUAUGAUUUAAUUAUAUAGGAAUACAGUGUUUUUCUGUAGUGUGUGUACACAUGUGUGCACAUAUAGAUAAUGGUUAGCUACAUACACUUGCCAACAGAAGCUCUUACUUCAUGCAUCUGAUGAAGGGCUGCAAUCCUGAAACUGUACGCUACAAUAAAUUUGUUGGUUUUUAAA